UUCAUAUACAAUAAGUUUGAGGUUAUUCGUAAAAUAAAAUAAUGAGUUAAAUCUUUAUUUUUAUGCGUCAUAUUUGAUAAAUUUUCUCUCAAAAUGACUUUAGCUACAUUACGUUUAAACUUUAUACGUGGUUUAAUUAAAAAUGCAACUUGUACUGCGUUACUCCAGAGGCCCUUGGGAUACAAGAGUUCCAUAUCAUUGGAAACCCUCUAUCCAAAUAGUUCUUUGAAGCUCACCACUCCUGCAUUUAAACCUGAUGGUAAUGAAAAAUUCUCAGGAUUCAUACCGAUACAGAAACUGGAUAUAUCAUACAGUGCCAGCUCUGGGCCAGGAGGUCAGAACGUAAACAAGGUUCAUACAAAAGUCGACUUAAGGUUUAAGUUGAGUGAUGCUGACUGGAUACAUCCCGAUAUUAGACAGAGAAUGCUUGAAUUGUAUGACAAGAAGCUGACAAAAGAAGGGUAUUUGAUCAUAAAAUCAGACUGCACUCGGUCUCAACAGCUCAACUUGGCUGAUUGCAUGCGGAAGCUACGCAAUAUGAUCCGAGAUGCUGAAGUCACAAAACGUGAACCUUCACCGGAAACUCAGGAAAGGAUAAGGCAGAGGCAGUUAAAAGCGGCGAGACUACGCGUGGCCAUCAAACGCGAAGAUUCAUUGAAGCGCUCCUUGAAACAACCUCCUACUGUUGUUGAUUUAUGAUUUUUCUACUAAUUGGGCAUACAUGAACGCUGGCCACACAGUCCUGUGUGUUAGAGCGAGAUAGGAAAUAGUGUUGUUUUGUGACUUUGUCACUUUAGAAUUUGAAGUAAACUGUCGUAUUAUAAUUAUUAAAAGUUUUAAAAUUAUAAGCUGUACCGUUUUUGUUGAGUAUCGCAAUUUCACAUCUAGAAAUGGAUAUUUUCUGGUACCCUUUUCCAAAUAUAGAAUUGUAACGAAAAAAUCAUUGGAUGUUGUUGCAUAAAGCUUCGUUUUGUUCAGAAAACUGUUGGAAUAAGGAUAAUACUUAUAAUUAGAAAUGAUGCCUAAAUUUAUUGUAAAAAUGAUUUAACACGUAAAAUUUAAUGCUUUUUCUAUUUCUCCCAAAGUGAGUAUCACUAAGCAUUCUGUGUAGCGCUCGCGAGCUUUAAGGAAAAAAAUCCUUGUCACCUUUUUUAAAAUUAUGAAAAGAUGAGAGAGGUUAGUACUUUAAAAGAAAAUAAAUUACUAGAAUUAAAAACAGUAGCGUCUGAAGAGUGCAUCUAAUUCAUAUAAUAAUUUUAAAUAUUGCCUAUACUUUAUAU
Bombyx mandarina (wild silkworm) is the source of this 1280-nucleotide messenger RNA. RefSeq names its product large ribosomal subunit protein mL62. Lineage: Eukaryota; Metazoa; Arthropoda; Insecta; Lepidoptera; Bombycidae. The record is from RefSeq and is a predicted model, not a curated record. Gene Ontology annotation, biological process: mitochondrial translational termination. Gene Ontology annotation, molecular function: peptidyl-tRNA hydrolase activity; translation release factor activity, codon nonspecific. Gene Ontology annotation, cellular component: mitochondrial large ribosomal subunit.